AUGGAGGACAUGGAGGAGCUUUGGAAAGAGGGGUUACGACUAUGGGAUGAGUUUAAGCGGGAGCACUUCAUUCUACGUGCGAUCAUAUUCGUUACCAUCAAUGACCUACCUGCAAACUUUUCAUUAUCUGGGCAGAUUAAAGGGAAGACUGGAUGUCUGAUAUGUCUAGAGAAAACUUCGUACAAAUACCUGACGUCGUCUUUGAAGACAGUGUACAUGCGACAUCGACGGUUCCUACCACAAAGACAUAGGUACCGUAAGAUGGCUAGAUUAUUCGAUAAUACAGUGGAGAAUGACACUGCCCCAGUAGCAAGAGGUGGUACAUACGUGUAUGAGAUAACAAAGAAGAUUAAGGUUGUAUAUGGAAAGGGAAAGAAGAAGACAGACCUAGAGAUUCGACAUGCAAUUGAUGUUAUGCACCUCGAGAAGAACGUGUUUGAUAGCACCAUUGGCACAUUGCUGGACAUCCCAAGUAAAACGAAGGAUGGAUUGAAGUCACGUAACGACCUUGUAGAGUUGUCCAUAUGGCAUGACCUUCACCCAGUAGUGCUGCCAAAUGGGAAGACCGAGAUUCCUCCUGCUUGUUACUCGUUGACACUUGAAGAGAAAAAAGCCUUCUGUAAAUGUUUACAAGGGGUUAGAGUGCCUACUGGUUUCGCAUCGAACAUCAGGAAGCUAGUAUCAAUGAAGGAUUUGACCAUUUCGGGAUACAAUGCGCAUGACUGUCAUAGGUUGCUAACGAAGGUAUUUGAUCCUCUGGAAUUAGGUCCGCUUCAGACAUUUGCCGUCGAGACUAUGUGGGCCUAUGAGCGUUACAUGUCGAUCCUCAAAGGCUAUAUACGCAAUCGCGCUCACCCGGAAGGAUCAAUGAUAGAGGGAUACACAACUGAAGAGGCAGUCGAGUGUUGUAUGGACUACAUAAAGGAUGCUAAUGCCAUUGGCAUUCCUGUUCAUCGACAUGAUGGUAGAUUGUCUGGAAGGGUUGGUGAUUCUGUGGAGGAACUUACUUUACAAAGACUGGCAUGUGGGCCUUCAAGUAUUGUCAAUUCAUGGCAAGGUUACGACAUCAAUGGAUUUACCUUGAGUACGACUACGAAGGACAUGAAAAGCACCGCACAAAACAGUGGGAUCCGUGUCGAAGCGAUUGACACGAGUGGAGAAAAGAGGUCGUAUUAUGGGACCAUUCAAGAAAUAUGGGAACUGGACUAUGGCCUAAACAUCCAAAUCCCUGUGCUCCAUUGUGAAUGGGUUAAAGACACAACAGGGGUUUCCGUUGAUGACUACGGGCUAACGAUAGUCGAUCACAGUAAAACAGGCCACAAGGAUGAUCCAUGGGUUUUAGCAGAGCGUAUGGCUCAAAUCCCCGAAAUCCCAUAUAUUGCACAACGAUUUAACGACACUACUAUCUUGAACGUGGCCGCUGACCUCUACCGAUUCAUCCGUCGCGAUGUCUGCAACGCAAGAGGUCUCUUCUACGACAACCAGAGUGAACUCGCAAUGGACGACAAAUUUAAACCUCUCAGAGAGUGGGAGAAAGAACAUAUGCAAUAA
Molecule: messenger RNA, 1551 nt
Organism: Oryza sativa Japonica Group (Japanese rice)
Lineage: Eukaryota; Viridiplantae; Streptophyta; Magnoliopsida; Poales; Poaceae
Source: RefSeq, a predicted model, not a curated record